AGAUACAUAAAUUUAACAGGGUUCAGUUGGCAACUGGCCUAGCCUCGCCUCGCCUCUGUGAGUGGGAGAAAAAAGAGCUAGGAUAUAUAGAUAACAGAUAGGAUAGGACCCUAGAACAAUAUUGUUCUGCGUUAAAAGCUAGCUUAUCUGAAGAAGCUCUUGUCUUGUGGAAGUUGGAAACCCUUGGCAUACAACAUAUAUACCUAUAUAUAUGUGUGUGUGUAUUAGGUCUCGGGGUUAUUUAGAGCGCUAGGAAGUUGCUUGUUCUUGAUCGAGUUUUGUUGUCAUGUAAUGAAAGCCAAUAAUACUGCUGCUUCUGUUUCCUCAGAAUCCAUACAAAACUAGGGUUCGUUUUAAAGGAUUGUUUGUGUAUAGAAGAAUAUCAAUAUCAUGUCAUCUGUGAUAGCACGAACAGGGCGGCAUCGGCAACGCUAUGAGAACAAUUUUCGCCUUGUUUCUGGGAGCCUGGAGGAGGAGAAGCAUCUCCAGGUGGCAAGUUCUAUGAUAUGUAUUCCUUACCGGAUAACAGAAGACGAUGAAGAUCAUCACAACGGCGAUAUUGAAAACAGGAUACAAGUUCUUAUGGUUUCAUCACCAGACCGUGAUGACAGAGUGUUCCCAAAAGGUGGAUGGGAGGAUGAUGAGACUGUCUUAGAAGCUGCUUGCCGUGAAGCCUUUGAGGAAGCAGGGGUGAAAGGAACACUAAGAGAAACUCCUCUGGGAGUCUGGGAGUUCAGAAGCAAAAGUAGCCAGAAAAUAGAAAGCCUGGAAGGAGGCUGCAGAGGGUACAUGUUUGCAUUAGAGGUCACUGAAGAGCUUGAGAGCUGGCCAGAGCAGCAAAACCGUGAUAGAAAAUGGCUAAACAUAAAGGAGGCAUUUAGACUGUGCCGGUACGAAUGGAUGUGUAGAGCAUUGGAGGAGUUUGUGAGAGUUAUGGAAGUCUCUGAUGAUGAUGAGGGUGGAAAAAUUGAGAUAGGAGGAGAAGAGAAAGGGGAGGCAUCUGCCAAUGUCAAUGUCAAUGCCAUGCCUAGUGUUCCUGCUGUGACAGAUCAUCAUGUGGUGGCUGAAUGUCAAAUAGUGUCCUCAAACUGUUGCAUAGAGAUAAAGCCUUCUUCUACUAGUCAACAACUGGUCAUAUCAGUUCAUUGUCAUGGCACCUGGCUCUCAAGGGGUUUGCCAUUGAGUCAUUGACAUGAAUUACUCACAUGAAUCAUGAUCACAUCCUUUCUUCCUGCCGGGCUUCAACUCUCAUCUCUCUAUGCCAUUGCCAGUAGUGUAGGCCAGUAGCCCCUUCAAUAUCUCAGUCUACUCCAUAAAUGUUUGGUCAAACCAUCUCAUUUUUAUCAGCUUUUAAAUUCUUCUUCUUUUUUUUCUUCUUAUAUGUAGUAUAUGUAGAUGCAUGCAAACUAACUUCAACUUGAUGUAAAAUAUGUAUUUUAUAUAUAAAUGUAAGCUACAUUU
This is a messenger RNA of Prunus mume (Japanese apricot), 1461 nucleotides long. Lineage: Eukaryota; Viridiplantae; Streptophyta; Magnoliopsida; Rosales; Rosaceae. The record is from RefSeq and is a predicted model, not a curated record.